AUGGCUAUCAUCAACCUUUUGAGUCUAAUUUAUUUUGCUGGGGCUGCUCCCUCUGCCACGGAGGACUUCCUCUUAACAUCUCCAAGUCCACUUUUGCACCUCCGCAGUCAACAGACUGGAACCCUAAGGGAGUGUGGUUUGUUGGAGUCAACAACCAUAUUUAUUCAUUGGACACCAGCUGGUCAGAGUUUACCUGGUGCACUGGAGUCACAGGCUCCACCACAGGUUUCAUCGGAGUCUCAACCUAGAUCUCCACCGUGUGCUUCUCCAGGAUCUAUACCACGGGCUUCUCCACCACUGGCUUCUCCAGGAUCUAUACCACGGGCUUAUCCACGACUGGCUUCUCCAGGAUCUAUACCACGGGCUUCUCCACCACUGGCUUCUCCAGGAUCUAUACCACGGGCUUCUCCACCACUGGCUUCUCCAGGGUCUAUACCACGGGCUUCUCCACCACUGGCUUCUCCAGGAUCUAUACCACGGGCUUAUCCACCACUGGCUUCUCCAGGAUCUAUACCACGGGCUUCUCCACCACUGGCUUCUCCAGGAUCUAUACCACGGGCUUAUCCACCACUGGCUUCUCCAGGGUCUAUACCACGGGCUUCUCCACCACUGGCUUCUCCAGGGUCUAUACCACGGGCUUCUCCACCACUGGCUUCUCCAGGAUCUAUACCACGGGCUUAUCCACCACUGGCUUCUCCAGGAUCUAUACCACGGGCUUCUCCACCACUGGCUUCUCCAGGAUCUAUACCACGGGCUUAUCCACCACUGGCUUCUCCAGGGUCUAUACCACGGGCUUCUCCACCACUGGCUCCUCCAGGGUCUAUAUCAUGGGCUUCUCCACCACUGGCUUCUCCAGGGUCUAUUCCACUGUGGCCUUCUCCAGGGACUCCACCACGGGCUUCUCCACCGUGGGCUUCUCCGGGGUCUCCACCACUGGCUUCUCCAGGGUCUAUACCACAGGCUUCUCCACCACUGGCUUCUCAAGGGCCUCCACCACGGGCUUCUCCACCAGGGGCUUCUCCAGGGUCUCCCCUUUGGGCUCAAGGGUCUUCAUCACUGUCUCCUCCACAGAGUCCACCAAGAAGACAUUUAAGCUCAGGUUCUGACCUAAGGGCAGUGUUGCAUAAUCUGCAAUCAAAUAUUAAAUUUGAAGAAACACCACCAAUGGCAAAUAGGGUUAAUGUUGUAAGGGGAGACAUUAUAGAAUCCGCUUUCAGAGCAUUUAGGAGGAAGCAGUUUAGCCCUAAUUGCAAGUUGGAUGUGGUGUUUGUUGACACAUGUGGUCAAGGUGAAGGAGCAGUGGACAAUGGUGGACCCACCAGAGAAUUUCUGACCCUUCUAAUGAAAGAACUUCUGAGUUCUCGUUAUUUCGUGGGACCUGCAUGGAGGAAGAACCUGGGAUUGGACUCCGUAGGACUCAACAGGGGCAUCUACAGAGUAAUUGGAAAAGCAAUAUCUGUCUGCCUGGUUCAUGGAGGGGUAGGGCCCCAUGUCUUUUCACGGAGACUGCUUUGCCAGCUAACUGGGGAGCCAACACCACCUGUAGACAUUGAGGAGGUGGAUGAUGAAGACCUCAAACAACAGUUGCAAAAGGCCAGUUGA
Molecule: messenger RNA, 1602 nt
Organism: Carassius gibelio (silver crucian carp)
Lineage: Eukaryota; Metazoa; Chordata; Actinopteri; Cypriniformes; Cyprinidae
Exons: 4
Coding region: 1-1602 (533 amino acids)
Molecular function (GO): ubiquitin-protein transferase activity
Source: RefSeq, a predicted model, not a curated record